UGUUUCUAUGUUUAUCCAAAGAUUUCAACAUUUCCUUCCCUCUCACGCCCUUUAAUCCCAGAGUGAGUUGAAAUACCCACGGCAUGUCUCGCGAGCUCGGAGCAGCGGGCGGCUCGAGCCGCUCUGCUCUGCUCUGUAGGUUACGACACAACACCUCAGUGUAAACAGCCAUGGCUGCCCUGCGCAGGCUUAUCCCUUCACUCACUAACAGCUCUAAAACAGGGACGUUUACGUCGCGGAAACAACAAACAUCCUCGAAGGCGACGAGAGCGCUGAAAGUUAUCGCAGCUGGGGCGUGCGUCACCGCCGCGGCCGGUGCUGCUUAUUACGGCUGCUCGUUUGUCGGCAGGCGCUCCGGAUUGAAGAGCCAUGUGGAGGCUCGACUCGUUCAUCUGGCGUUGCCAUCAGUUUCUGCCACCGAUAAGGCCAGGACCUAUGGUCUGGAUGAUGGAGAUGUGUACAUGUCGUCCUAUGAGAACAGGUUUCGCCUGUUCAGUUCGGUGGAGUACGAGGGCCAGCUCUACAUGACGCCACUCAACUUCAUCGAGUCCAUCAUUUUGAAUGAACCCAAGAGUAGGAGAGUAUGGAAGUCCCUCACAAAAAAGGAAUUAGACAACAUGCUGGCUGAUACCCCGCCUGUUUGCAAAGGAUCAUCUAAUUUGUUUAGAAAUCUUCGUGAACAAGGUGUCAUCAGUUACACAGAAUACCUCUUCCUGCUCUGCAUUUUAACAAAGCCCCAUGCAGGCUUCAGGAUUGCUUUCAACAUGUUUGAUGCAAAUGGGAAUGAAAUGGUGGACAAAAGGGAGUUCUUGGUGCUGGAAGAGAUUUUCCGUAAGAAAAAGGACAGAAAGGAAGUUGCUGAAGACGUGCAAAGAUUUGACCAGCAGAGCCUGCAGCUGUAUGGUCGUCACAAAUCCCAGCCGCACACUGUUCUUAAAAAAGACAGUCAGCAUGUGGAGGCCCGGGGCAUGUGGGAUGUUCUCAGACGUGGCACAAGUCAAGUUCUGUUUUCUGAUCUCCCUGAGCAUGUGGAUGAGAAAACAGAGACAACGCUGCUGGUGCAUUUCUUUGGGAAAAAAGGCAAAGCCGAGUUGAAAUUUGAAGAUUUUUACGACUGCCGUCCGUCUCGCUCCUCCAGGUUCAUGGACAACCUGCAGACAGAGGUGCUUGAGAUAGAGUUCCUCUCCUACUCCAAAGGCCUGCCCACCAUCAGCGAGGAAGACUUUGCUCGGAUCCUCCUGCGCUACACCAAUGUGGACGACGUCAGUGGGUAUUUGGACAAUGUGCGCCACAGCAUGCCGGACGAAAAGGGAAUCACAUUUGAGGAGUUCAGGUCCUUCUUCCAGUUCCUAAACAACCUGGAGGAUUUUACCAUCGCCAUGAAAAUGUACAACUUUGCCAACCGCUCCAUUGGUCAAGAUGAGUUUACCCGGGCGGUCUACGUGGCUACGGGCAUCAGGCUGACCCGCCACUUGGUCAACACAAUCUUCAAGAUCUUCGACGAGGAUCACGACGAUAAACUCAGCCACAAGGAGUUUGUCGGCGUCAUGAAGGACCGGCUGCACCGCGGCGGCGGGGGCGUCAGAGUGGAGGAGAAGUUCACCUCUUUUAAGUCCUGCAUGAAGAAGGAGCUCUCAGGCAAAUAGGUGAAAAACCUAUCAUCAGUGCAUGUCUUACAAACGAUGAUGAGCCGUGCCUCCUCUUUGCUUUCUACCCGGACAGAAGGGUUAAUGCAUGUUGCAGCAUCUUAUUGCGCUGUUAGAAGUUUUAAAAUAAACAGGAUGUGGUACAAACAGGAUGUGGUCAGCCUAAUGGGAAGCUGUUGCAAGUGGUUGAACAAACAAGAAUAACCCAUUAUGAACCUACAGAAAAUCCACUUUUGUCGCAGGAAAUUGGACUAAUUAGUUUGUCCAACUCUUGCCUGCUCAAUAGAUAUUUAACUAUUUAUUGAUUCAUCUACUUGUAAAUAUAUUUAUUGGUUUACGAUUGUUAACACUGAUGUUAUUUAUUUACCUAAAAGUCCAACGUUGUCUUACUACUGCUCUGCCAAUGUGUAUAUUGUUCAGUUUGAUUCUCCUUUUGUCCCGAGCCUUAUUCUGUACGGCAUUGCUCACAUACUUUGUCCUUCUGUUGGCUCUGCAGCCCCCUGCACAGAUCAGCUCAGGACAGCACCUCCCCUUCUCUUUAUCCUCCUCCUCUCCCUCUCUCCCAAAGCGCUGCAGCUAAAAUCCACCAGGAUCCUCCAGAGCCAGCAGGCCUGAACAAACUCAGUCUUUUUCACUGUUUAACUACAGGCAGCUAACAUUAAUGUUAAUCAUUUCUUGGCUAGUAAAGACAAGUGCUAUUUUCAUGCCACUGGCAGGGACAAAAUAUUGAAGCCAUAUGUUUGUUCUACUCUUGGGACACUUGCUGGUUUUAAAAGGAGCUAUAUAUAUAUAUAUAUAUAUAUAUAUAAAUAAAAUCACACAUUCAGUUCAAAAGGAGGACCCAAAUGCAAGACUCCAGGCAGGCAGGUUGAAGAACCAAAAACAAGCUUUAAUAACUAAAGCUAACACAAGUCCCAAAAAUAGGCAGGCAACAGAACAGACGGAGCAGACUGAGGCACAAUCCAAAAACAAGGAGACAUACAAAACUAAAGUAAAGACAAACUGGUAGGCACUAGGAACACAGGCAGUGAGGUGCAUACACAGGACUGGGGAUCAAACGCAGGGCAUACGGUACAACAACGAUCUGACACAGAACAAAGGAAGAACCCAGAAUAAAUACACUCAGGUAGGGGAGACACCGAGACGCAGGUGGAACCAAUGAAAGCAAUCAAAGACAGGAAGCAAAACUACCAGACACAAGAGGGAGGGAGAAUAAUACAAAAUAAAACAGGAAAUAACAGGACAAAAACCCCAAACCAUGACAAUAUAUAUAAUAUAUAUACUUCCCUUUAGGCUCUGUAAGUAAGAGUUUACACUUUAUCUUCUUCUUUACAGAAAUCCUCACUUGUACUACUGCACAGUAUGUUACUGAGGAAUUCAUGAUGUCUGUUUCCUGGUGUAAUGUUUGCUUUGGUUGGAGUUACUGAAAAAAGAAGAUAUCAACAUGUUACAUGCUAAUAUUAUUAUAAUGAUGAUAUUACCCAGACUAAUGCAUUUGUAUUUCAGUCAGUCUGUUUUAAUCUUGGAUGUUCUGAUUAAUUAGUCUAUCUCUUGAAGAGUUUAGGAAACUUCUGGUCAUAUGUCAUUCUUUGAAAUCAGGCCUUGACUGUUACACAUGUCAUUUUUAAUGACAUUGUGCAAUAAAUAUAAUAUAAAAUA
Siniperca chuatsi (mandarin fish) is the source of this 3305-nucleotide messenger RNA. It is a transcript of the gene micu3b, whose product is annotated as mitochondrial calcium uptake family, member 3b. Gene Ontology annotation, cellular component: uniplex complex. Gene Ontology annotation, biological process: mitochondrial calcium ion homeostasis; calcium import into the mitochondrion. The record is from RefSeq and is a predicted model, not a curated record. NCBI's taxonomy places the organism in Eukaryota, Metazoa, Chordata, Actinopteri, Centrarchiformes, Sinipercidae. Gene Ontology annotation, molecular function: calcium ion binding. The coding region runs from base 171 to 1646 and encodes 491 amino acids. The transcript is spliced from 15 exons.